CCUCUCUCCCCGCACUACUACCCAUCGCAUACCGACCCAUCACCAUAACCUGUUUGGCGCUCUCCGGCACGAAUUCCGGCUAUGCAAGUCCCGUCCAUUUCCUAUAUAACCCCCUCUUCUCUCAUAUCGAGUCCCCGAUCCCAUCGACCUCUUUCACUUUCACCAAAACCCCAUCGAUAUACAUCACUUUACCCACAAUGGACACCUUUGUUCCCAUUGACUGCGGCUUCUUCCUCGAGGAUGAUCCUGAAGCCCCUCCCGCCGACGCUACCGUUCACUUUAGAGAGCUGCUUCCCAAGCCCGGCCACCCUCGAAUCCUCGGCAUCACUGACCACACUUCCCACACUUGGUGCGAGCACAGGCGUGGUCUCCCUGCACCUGCUUGGUUGAUCAACAAGCUGGACCUCAAGAAUUUGCCCCGACCUUACAAAGGUUUUUCUACCGACGGUCACCCUGACCCUACCAUUUUCCAAUAUGCCGAAGACGAGGGCGCUCCUGUUGAGGCGGCCGUUGCUGCUGUCAAUAAGCUUCUCGACCAUUUGCCCGAAGAGCUUAAGAACGAGUGCAUCAAGGGCGAUGUUGAGACCGAUGAUGAGUUUAGAGCUUGGUCUAAUCCCGAGUUCUACGUCAACCCUGGCGGUGUCAGACUUGAUGAGACUACCCCUGAGAUCCAGGAUCUUGUCCACGAUGUCCUCAAGGCUUCCCUUUCCCCCGACGGUUACCAAAAGGCUGUCGGCUGUACCCUUACCAACCAUUUCCUCGGUGAACUUGUCGGUGGUUUGACCGUUCUUAACAAGCACUCCUAUAACUUCCGCCUCUUCCUUCCUCCUGCCACCAAGCUCCCUAGCACCACCGAGCCCUGGGGUUUCUCCUUCUUUGGUCACCACAUGUGCGUGAACGUUGUCUUCUGUGGUAAGAGGAUGGUCAUCGGUCCUACCUUCAUGGGUGCCGAGCCUGACCUAAUCGACGUUGGUCCUCAUGCCGGUCUCCGACUUUUCAGUCAGGAAGAAGUCCGAGCUCUCACUUUGAUGAGGGACCUUAGCGAGGAGAACCGGAAGUUGGCUCAGCUCUGUGAGGGUAUGGACCUUGCUCACGGUAUCCCCGAGCACAGGUGGGCGGCCUUUGACGAACGACACCUCGGUGGUGCCCGACAGGACAACAGAAUCGUUCCUUUCGAAGGCGUUCCCAUCUCCAAGCUUACCCCCCUCCAGAGAGAGGAGGUCUAUGCUAUCGUCCAGGCUUUCAACACCUACCUUCCCGAGAAAGUUCUCAAGGCUAAGAUGGAUCGUGUCAGGAAGUUUGAGGAUCAGACGUACUUUGCUUGGAUCGGCAAGUACGGUCUCAGUGACCCUUAUUACUUCAGGGUUCAUUCUCCUGUCACCUUCUGCGAGUUUGACUUCCACUGCGGUAUCUUCCUCACCAACACCUCCCCAGCCAAGUGCCACAUUCACACCAUUAACCGUCUCCCCAACUGUGAAGACUACGGCAAGGCCCUUAUCUGGCAAUGGCAGAAGGAGCAGGCUGCCAAGAAGCAACAGCAGGAGGCUUAGAAGUAAAUAAACUCUGGGUUGUUAAAAAAAAAGGGAAAUGUGAUCUGGUCAGGAUAGUGCCACUGUGCCGGCUCUUUUGGUGUCUGGGUGUAUGGAUCAUUUGUAGUUUUGGGAUGCAGGAAUUCGUAGGGGAAACUGGAAUGAAAGAAGCUGCCAUCUGU
Messenger RNA from Cryptococcus deneoformans JEC21, 1711 nucleotides. RefSeq lists its product as hypothetical. The coding region runs from base 198 to 1550 and encodes 450 amino acids. NCBI's taxonomy places the organism in Eukaryota, Fungi, Basidiomycota, Tremellomycetes, Tremellales, Cryptococcaceae. The transcript is spliced from 4 exons. The record is from RefSeq and is a predicted model, not a curated record.